Messenger RNA from Cricetulus griseus (Chinese hamster), 365 nucleotides. The record is from RefSeq and is a predicted model, not a curated record. Lineage: Eukaryota; Metazoa; Chordata; Mammalia; Rodentia; Cricetidae.
UCUUUACCCUGCUUUUCACAGGACAAACCCAAAGUAAUAGUGAUUCCGCACCAGCUGCUGGAGUAAUGGUAAACAAGCCACACUCUGUAGCUGUGACUACUUUCAUUCCUCCAUCAUCUCGAAAAGGAGAAGCUGGAGUCAAGAAACCUAAUAUAGCAGUUGUAGAAAUGAAAUCAGAGAAGAAGGACCCCCCUCAGCUCUCUGUGCAGAUGUUGCCUAGUUUGGAUAUUGAUAGCAUUUCAUACAGCAGUGUUGACGGGGUUUCCCCUCCGCCAAGUCCCAAAGAAGCCUCUCUCCCUCCAUUGCCUACCUGGAUCCAGGUAGGUCUCAGGGUUCUUUUAUAUUGUUAACUGUUACUCCAUAUU